Molecule: messenger RNA, 870 nt
Organism: Rotaria socialis
Lineage: Eukaryota; Metazoa; Rotifera; Eurotatoria; Philodinida; Philodinidae
Source: the annotation of a GenBank genome assembly
AUGUUUAAUGCUCAAGCACCAUAUGUUGCUCGAGCCAACCGGCAACAGCAACAACAUCGAAAAAAACGAAAAGAUACUACUCGUGAGAAUAUUGCUCGUGAUAAUAAUAUUCGUAAAGUUACAGCAUCGAAACCAGAGGAAUUACUACAAUCAGGUUAUUUAAAUUCCAAUACUUCCACAUUCAUAUCGAAUUAUGACGAUGACGAUGAUGACAAUAUUGAUUGGAAUGAAAAUUUAGUUGAUUUAUCUGCUGAUUCAAGUUCACUUUUAUAUGAAAAUUCUCACAUUUCUGUCAAAGCUGCUGCUACAUCCAUCAUGUCUAUGGCUAUCGAAUUUAAUUUUCCAAAAAAUCUUAUUGAACGAAUAUUAAAACUUAUCAAAACGUUCUUACCAAUUCCAAAAUUGUUACCAACGGCCCUUGCAUCUAUACUUAAAUUAUUUGAUGAAACACCUGCAACGUUCUCCAAGUAUUAUUGUAAUUUAUGUCUUAAAUUAUGUACAUUACGAGCUGGGUGCAAAUUAUGUCAAAAUGAUCAAUGUAAAUUAUUCGACAAGGUUCUUCGAAAUAGUAAUAUUAUUGAAGUUGUCACUUUGGAUAUUAAACAACAGUUGAAGUCAAUAAUUACCAGAAAUAUUUCUUUAUUUGGCAACAACAAAUUUGUUGAACCAUUCAACAUCAGCUGUGGUACAUAUUAUAAAGAAAUGAUGGUGUUAUCAAAUACAUCAAACCAAAUCUCUAAAAAUCAAAUUUGUUCCAUUAGUCUCAACAUUCACACUGAUGGUGCGCCGUUGGUGCGUACAACGAAAUUUUCUUUAUGGCCGUGCAUGGUUUCUAUAGUGGAACUUCCUCCGCAAGUAAGAGAAAAUUAA